Molecule: messenger RNA, 1020 nt
Organism: Hyposmocoma kahamanoa
Lineage: Eukaryota; Metazoa; Arthropoda; Insecta; Lepidoptera; Cosmopterigidae
Gene: acj6
Product: inhibitory POU protein
Exons: 3
Coding region: 1-984 (327 amino acids)
Biological process (GO): regulation of transcription by RNA polymerase II
Molecular function (GO): RNA polymerase II cis-regulatory region sequence-specific DNA binding; DNA-binding transcription factor activity, RNA polymerase II-specific
Source: RefSeq, a predicted model, not a curated record
AUGACCCACGACCACGAUUUAGUGUUGUACUAUUGGAUUUGGCAGAAGAAGCACGAAAGUAGAAUGAAUGCCGUACAAGGUGAUCUAUUCGGCGGGUUAAACGACGGGCUUCUAAGUCGGGCUGAGGCACUAGCAGCGGUGGACAUCAGCAAGCACCAGUCGGGGCCCCAGCCAGGACCUCCACUGCCACAGCUCAAACAUGAUAUGGUCUACCACCACGGUGUAGGGGGCCCACCACCACAUAACGCCAGGCCGCAUCAGCCCUUCUUUUCGCAGAUGGGCCAUCACGGCAUGGAGGGCCUUGACAUGCUGGACCCACUCACCUCCUCGUCGAUGACAACGCUGACACCGAUGGGCGAGGCGGCGCCGCCUCACCACCAACUGCAUGGCUAUGGCGCCAUGAACCACGUCAUGAACCACCACCACCAUGCUGGCGGGCUAGGCCACGCGCCUCCCGCGCAUCUAGGCCACCCCGCAGCGGCCCUGCACGCCGACACCGACACCGACCCUAGAGAACUCGAAGCCUUCGCCGAGAGGUUCAAACAGCGACGAAUCAAAUUGGGAGUUACUCAAGCGGACGUCGGCAAAGCUCUGGCCAACCUCAAAUUGCCAGGAGUGGGAGCUUUGUCGCAGAGCACCAUCUGCCGUUUCGAAAGUCUCACGCUCAGUCACAACAACAUGAUAGCUCUCAAACCAAUCUUGCAAGCGUGGCUCGAAGAAGCGGAAGCGCAGGCCAAGAACAAAAGACGGGACCCGGAUGCACCCAGUGUGCUGCCUGCUGGUGAGAAGAAACGCAAGAGAACAUCCAUUGCAGCACCGGAAAAGAGAAGUUUAGAAGCGUACUUUGCAGUGCAGCCCAGACCCUCCGGCGAGAAAAUUGCGGCGAUCGCGGAAAAACUAGACUUGAAGAAGAACGUGGUGCGAGUAUGGUUCUGCAACCAGCGGCAAAAACAGAAGCGUAUGAAGUUCGCUGCGCAACACUGACCGACGGGCGGCGGCGCGGCUCUUCUGUACCCGGGU